CGUGCGCAUAACAAAAUAAUGGAGGACAAGCUCCUGAAAAGAAAUUUUACAUUGCUGUUUGACUAAUACAGGUACAAUGACGAUUUGGAAAAGUAUUAACCGGAACUAGACAUUACCAUUUGUAUCAGAAUAUACAAGAACGAAAACAUACGCAAGGUUACCGUUGAACUUCCUCAACCUGUAUGGCUGCACCCUAACUUAAUGUAGUUACUCAGCAUCACUACUUGUAGGGGCAAAUUACUUCCACCCGCCAGUACAAUCUAAUUCUGGGCCUCUGUCACUGGAACUGGGCCCUGACUGCAUGAAAGUAAUUGAUGUGAUCUCAAGCAAAUGGAAAGCAAGGGUGCUGCUACAAUGAAGCAGUGAGUGGAUGCGUUAUGCUUCGGUUGGUAACGACUUAACCAAUCGGGUACAGCGGGUGUUCAAGUCUGACAGUCACAGGAGGAACAAAAAAAAAAAAAAAAAAAAAGGCCGUAAGGGGGCGAUCGGAACCGAGCUUAUCGGAACCGAGCUUACCCUGUCUGAUUUAAAAUACAGACGCUUCUCCGUACAUAUACUUUAAAUGUAAUUAUGGGCCUUUGUUCGUGGCUGCGAGAUCGUAGUUCUUACAACUUGACAGUUUUGUUUAAUAUCCUUUAUUGACGAGUGGCCGAUCUUUGGUUUGGUUGUGUUGGGUUUCCUGCAGUGUUACACCUGGUCCUGUGGGAAGUGAGUUACAGGCUGGUGUGUUGGUGUUAUUUACAAAAAACAUCUUGCAAGAUGGGAUCGGAGCUGGAGUUUCCAAAUCCAAGCUGCAGGAUAAUGACCUUCUAUCCAACCGUGGAGGAGUUCAAAGAUUUCAGUCGCUAUAUAGCUUACAUUGAGUCCCAAGGGGCACAUCGUGCAGGGCUUGCAAAGAUAAUUCCUCCAAAGGAAUGGAAGCCAAGAAGAUGCUAUGAUGACAUUGAUGAUGUAGUGAUUCCAGCUCCAAUCCAGCAGGUUGUGACAGGCCAAUCAGGUCUUUUCACACAGUACAAUAUCCAGAAGAAGCCAAUGACUGUAAGAGAAUUCCGUAGAACAGCAAACAGUGACAAGUACUGUACACCACGUUAUACUGACUUUGAUGAUCUUGAAAGGAAGUAUUGGAAAAAUUUGACAUUUAAUCCUCCAAUCUAUGGUGCAGAUGUUAAUGGCACUUUGUACGAUAAGGAUGUGGAUGAGUGGAACAUUGGGCGACUCAACACAAUACUUGACACAGUUGAGAAUGAGAGUGGUAUUACAAUUGAAGGGGUGAACACUCCAUAUCUUUACUUUGGCAUGUGGAAGACUUCUUUUGCUUGGCAUACUGAAGACAUGGAUCUGUACAGCAUCAACUACUUGCACUUCGGAGAACCAAAAUCAUGGUACACAGUGCCCCCUGAGCAUGGUAAAAGACUGGAACGUCUUGCUAAAGGAUUUUUCCCUGGAAGUGCCCAGAAUUGCGAGGCUUUUCUCCGACAUAAGAUGACCCUCAUUUCUCCUUUUAUUCUGAAGAAGUAUGGUAUUCCUUUUGACAAGGUCACACAGGAAGCUGGAGAAUUCAUGAUCACGUUUCCUUAUGGUUACCAUGCUGGCUUCAACCAUGGAUUUAACCUUGCAGAAUCAACUAAUUUUGCCACACUUCGGUGGAUAGAGUAUGGAAAACAGGCUGUUUUGUGCUCUUGCAGGAAGGACAUGGUGAAAAUUUCUAUGGAUGUGUUUGUAAGAAAAUAUCAGCCAGAGCAUUACAAACUAUGGAAAGCAGGGAAGGAUGUGUGUGUUAUAGAUCAUGCUGCACCUACGCCUGAAGCAGCAGAAUUCAUGAAGGAAGGGAUGUAUAGCUGUGUGGCAAAUACAGGCACCUCUGCCACAGAGGGUGAAGAUGAAGAAUGCACAGAAGAAGCAAUCAAACUGGUAUCUGCAGAUAAAAAGAGUCCUGUAAAACGGCGAAUACUGACAAAGAGGCAUCGAAUUUGUUUAGAUGUUCCCCAGGAAGUGAGUGAAAGUGUUGGAUUUCCAAAGGAGGAGCUCAGCUCUGUGCAGUACGAAGUUGAGGUGGCAGGGGCAGCUAGGGCAAAUUCACUGCCUACAACAGAUAUAAAAAAUGAACGUGAUCAUAAAGCAUCUGGAUCUCUUUCUUUACCAGAUUAUGCAGACUCUGCUGAAGUGAAGUUUGAAGAGCUACAGAAUGUGAAACUUGAAGAAGAUGAUGAGGAAGUUGCAUUGGAUUUAUCUAUUUCAAACCCUUUAAGUUCUACUUUUGUAGCAAUGUCACCUUUGAAGCCAGAUUCUUCAUCUAGUUUUCACUCCUCUUCAUCAUCAUCCUCCUCUUUCUCUUCUUCCUCAUCCUCCUCCUCUUCCUCAUCUUACUCUGGAUCAUCUGAUUCUGAACCAGGUGAUGCGGCACCGAAACGCUCCCCUAGCCCUGCAGAAGUUCUUAAUGUUCACAGCUAUGCUAAAGGUGACUACAGUUCUAGUGAUGGUGAAGGCACAGUGGAUAAGAAAACAUCUUUGUCUUUGGACAGCAAUGACGAGAGAGAUAUGUCAGAGCUAGUAGAUGAUGACUUGACAUCAAGAAAAACAAAGAAGAUAAAAGGACGCCGUCAGCCAUUGUGCAAGCUACCACGACAUCACCCCCUUAUGGCAAAGGACUACUUCAGUGAUGAAGAGCCGACUGAGCAAUAUCCAUUUGAGGAUGACUUGGAAGAGACAGAGGCUUGGGCCAAACCCCUUGCACAGCUGUGGCAGAAUCGACCACCAAAUUUUGAAGCAGAAAAGCAGUACAAUAUUGCUAUGGCACAACAGCCACCAUACUGUGCAGUUUGUCUACUAUUUCAAACAUACCAUCAGUCAGAAUGUGGAAAUCGCAGUAACCAGAAUCCUGUCUUUUCUGGUGGGAGAAUGCAUACCAAACCACUUAUCCCAGAGAUGUGUUUUACAGUCACUGGAAAUAGUACAGAUGUCAACCUUUCAACUCCAUACAUAGAUGAAGAUGGAAACAGUCUUCUAGUUACUUGCAAGAAUUGUUGUGUCUGUGUUCAUGCAAGUUGUUAUGGUGUUGCUUCAGAGAAAGUGUCUGAUGACUGGCUGUGCUCAAGAUGCAAAGCAAAUGCUUUGACUGAGGACUGUUGCUUGUGUUCUCUGCGAGGUGGAGCAUUACAGAGGUCCAAUAAUGACAGAUGGGUUCAUGUGAUGUGUGCCAUAGCAGUGCUGGAAGCACGAUUUGUAAACAUUGCAGAUCGAAGUCCUAUUGAUGUGAGCAAAAUACCUCUGCCACGUUUUAAGCUGAACUGUGUUUUCUGUAAGAAGCGACGGAAACGAACAGCUGGAUGCUGCAUACAGUGUUCUCAUGGCCGUUGUCCCACAUCAUUUCACGUUACUUGUGCUCAGGCUGCUGGUGUAAUGAUGCAGCCAGAUGAUUGGCCUUUUGUGGUUUUCAUUACUUGCUUCAGGCAUAAAACCCCUUCUCAAGAGCGUAGUAAGGCCCUCAUGAAGGAAAUUACAGUCGGACAGACUGUUAUUAGCAAACACAAGAAUGGACGCUACUACCAGUGUGAAGUGAUUGGUUUGUCGAAGGAGACCUUUUACGAGGUCAACUUUGAUGAUGGAUCUUUCAGUGACAACCUGUACCCUGAAGACAUUGUGAGUCGAAAUUGCCUCCAGUUGGGUCCUCCUGCAAGUGGUGACGUUGUACAAGUGCGGUGGACUGAUGGGCUUGUCUAUGGUGCUAAGUUUGUAGCAGCUCAUGUCAUUCAGAUGUAUCAGGUGGAAUUUGAAGAUGGAUCUCAGCUGGUAGUGAAGAGAGAUGGCUUGUACUCACUUGAUGAAGAGCUGCCCAAAAGGGUCAAAUCUCGUCUGUCUGUGGCAUCAGACAUGCGAUUCACAGAAAUCUUCACAGAAAAAGAAGUGCAGCAAGAGACAAAGCGACAGCGCGUCAUUAAUUCUAGGUACAGAGAGGACUACAUUGAACCAGCGCUAUAUCGUGCCAUAAUGGAGUGAUAUUUUAGCCUUUGGAGGCAGGGGCUGUUUUGGAUGGUUCCAGGGCCUUUUAAUAUGACUGUGUAAAUAAAGCUUGCAGCCUUGGCUACUGAGUACUGGCACUCAAAAUUAGUGUACAUUUUUCUUCUUUGAAACAAGAUAUAACAUAUUGUACAUUUCCCAGAUUUCAUUGGAUUUCCUUCAUGCAUUUUAACACUACAAGUGAUCAUGUUCUUCACAAGUUGAUGAAUUUCCAGAUUUUAUUGCUGAGGGGCAUCUCAGUCUGCAAGUCGUAUGAAUGAACUGUUUACCUAGUGAACUUCAUUAAACAUAAGACUGUUCAGAUAUGGAUGGAUAACCAAAACUGCAAAGGAUUCUGUUCCCAUAAUUUCAUGGCAGCUCACUGUUGUGCCUGUAGAGCACCUCUUGACUGUACAGUUGAUCUGCAGCAUUUUGACUUGCAUCACUAUACAAAGAUUGUACACAUUCUGUGGAAUUUUUCUAAAAAAAGUUCUGGGCUUUCUCUUUUUUUUUUUUAAUUCCCAGCUUUAAAGGACAGUAUUAUUGGUGCUUAUAGAUAGCGCUUAUUUUGUACUUCUUUCUCUAGCACCUGUCUUACCUCCUCCCUCACUGUGACAUAGCACCAGCUUCUAUCAUUAUGUGAAUGGAAUACUUGCUAAUGAACUCUGUAUUGUUUAUUUGUUAAUUGUUACUUUGUAUAGAUAUUUAAAAAGCUUGCUUCCAUGAGUUUUUCUCAGUGCUAGUGAAGUAACACACACCUUCACAUUGUGUGAUAUUUUUGUGUGUGCUGUUUAUUUUGAAAAUGAUAUUGGCAUAUUUCAUACAUUGGCGUAGCUAACUGAAUGUUUAAAAACAUAAUGAAUUUUUUUUUUAA
Molecule: messenger RNA, 4870 nt
Organism: Protopterus annectens (West African lungfish)
Lineage: Eukaryota; Metazoa; Chordata; Ceratodontiformes; Protopteridae
Gene: KDM4A
Product: lysine demethylase 4A
Exons: 22
Coding region: 760-3996 (1078 amino acids)
Biological process (GO): chromatin remodeling
Cellular component (GO): nucleus
Molecular function (GO): histone H3K9 demethylase activity; histone H3K36 demethylase activity
Source: RefSeq, a predicted model, not a curated record